Molecule: messenger RNA, 969 nt
Organism: Xenopus laevis (African clawed frog)
Lineage: Eukaryota; Metazoa; Chordata; Amphibia; Anura; Pipidae
Gene: dtd2.L
Product: D-tyrosyl-tRNA deacylase 2 (putative) L homeolog
Exons: 4
Coding region: 290-796 (168 amino acids)
Biological process (GO): tRNA metabolic process; aminoacyl-tRNA metabolism involved in translational fidelity
Cellular component (GO): cytoplasm
Molecular function (GO): aminoacyl-tRNA deacylase activity; D-aminoacyl-tRNA deacylase activity; D-tyrosyl-tRNA(Tyr) deacylase activity
Source: RefSeq, a predicted model, not a curated record
GACAGAUGUCGGCCGAAAAAUCGUAAGAUGUACCAUCGUUUGAAUACUACUAACCGCACGAUAAUUUCGAAGGAUUGGUCGGACUUCCCUAAAAUCGGUCGUUCGGCAAGAAGAAUCGUCACGUCUAUGGGGAGCUUUAGCUGAUACUGUGGGCUAGUACUCCUAGUAGCAAAAAACUACACCGGCACAGAGGACUUUUAGGGAGCUCCAUGGUGAAGUACCCCGGCCAGUGCAGUUUUAUGCCAAUCAGAGCACUGACCUGGGGUAUCAGAACAGCUUGUGACUUUAAAUGGCAGAGAUUAGUAGGGAAGUGACUGGCCGGAUUGUUCUUCAGCAAUGUUUAUAUGCCAAGCUGCAAGUCAAACCUCCGGAUCAGGACUCAGAGGCUGAAUGGGUAGAGGUCAAUAAAGGCAUGGUCAUCUAUGUGUGCUUUUUCAAAGGAGCAGAGUCAUCUGUUAUUCCAAAGAUGGUGAGUUCUCUACUGAGCGUGAAGCUGAGUGAGUCUGACAAUGGAAAACGAGUCUCUAUUCUUGAUCUACCUGGUGAUGUCCUCAUUGUCCCUCAGGCAACACUGGGUGGAAGGGCUAAAGGUCGCUGCAUGCAGUAUCAUUCAAAUGCAGACAAAGUGCUGGCUAUGGAGUUAUACUCCAGCCUCAUUGCUCAGUGUGAGAAGGAACUUCAAGCUCACUCAAAAUGGGCAGAAUCAGGAGCUGUAUUAAAGUAUGGAACAUAUGGGAACAGACAGGUUCUGAAGCUUGACACUAAUGGACCAUAUACCCACCUGCUGGAGUUCUGACCAAUACCCAGUCCAUCCUUGUGAAGCAUUUAAAGAAAAUGAACUGAACCAGUUAGUGCUCAAUAUUGUGCUCACGCAUUUAUACGCUGUCAGCCACCUUCACUUUGUCGCGUUGUUCAGCAUCCUAAUCUUCAAAAAUCAUUAUUUCUUAUUAAAGUAAGUGUCAAAAAAUG